This is a messenger RNA of Prorocentrum cordatum, 1122 nucleotides long. Lineage: Eukaryota; Dinophyceae; Prorocentrales; Prorocentraceae. The record is from the annotation of a GenBank genome assembly.
AUGGCGGGCACAUGGAGCCGCCAGCUCAAGAAAGACUUCGACUUCAUCCUGAAGUACCUUCCACGAGAAAGGUGGCCCAGCCAAACCCAGCACGACCGCGACGUCAUCAACUGGGCCCGACAGAAGCCGAAGCUCGUCACCAACGCGGUCAAGGCAGCGGUGAAGGCCUACAUUCACCACGCUCGCGACCAGGCUCAGAACGCCAAGAUCCAGAAGGACAUUCAGAUGAUCCCCGCAGUGGCUCCAACAGACGAGUUCGACCACCGCGACGACACCAACAAUCAGAAGUACGUCUGCUACGCCUGCGGCCGCGUCGCCACCAGGCAAGGCAUGGCACUCCAUAUGGGCAGGGAUCAUCCUGACCACGAGGACCCGCGCUUAUGGGCUUCUGGCACUGCAUGCCGAUGCUGCCAGGCCGAGCACCACACGCUCCCGAGGCCGAUCAAGCACCUCUCGGUGGCCCACCGCUGCCGCAAAUCCUGGCACGCCUGGCACCUCCAGACGUUGGAACCUCUGACGGAGCAGCAGAUAGCAGCGAACUUCAACGCCAUCGCCGAGGCCACGAACACAAACAAGAAGCAAGGACGCCACCCAACCUUCAGCGACAAGCCAGCCCACCCGUGCGAUGUCACGCCGCUGCCGCUCCUGGAGACGUCGCCCGUCGCACCGAAAGUAUUUGCCAGACUCGAGUCCUCGUCAAGCAGGCCACCCGUGAGCUCGCCUGCUGGACCAGCCGAGCGCCAAGGGGCCGUCUUCAUCACCGACCGCCCUCGACAGGCCGCCGACCUCCAGCAGAUCAUGGCCAACAGCGGGAUCACGUGCAUCAGCGGCCUGGACUAUACCCUGAUCGCAAUCCACAGCGAUGGCCAGUCUUCAGAACCAAUGCCAGAAUUUCGGCGAGUACAACGAAGGGUCCAACACGGCGAGAUCGCGGCCAUCGACGCAGAGUUCCCACGACGGACCUGGGACCGACGCGACACCAGCGACGUUCUGGGCAACAGAGCCAGUAGGCGGCGUACCCCUGAGGCUCCCUGGGGACUGUCAGAAGCGUCCGAGAUUAUCGCCGACGAGAUCUUCGCUGCCAACAACGUUACUAGAGAGGUCAUGCGGGCGCUCUUCGCG